GUAGGCCCAAGAGCCACCGCGACAGAUGUUAUAGAGUGAUCCAUCCGGAUACGUUCAAAGAUGCUGUGCUCUCUACUCUUUACUCUCCUCCUCAUCUGUUUCUGCGUUUACAAUUGUAUCAAGCCGAAAAAUUAUCCACCCGGUCCAUGGUGGAUACCGUUCGUUGGAUGUUUUCCACAGUUUAAAUGGCUACACUCAAAACACGGAUACACGUAUCUGGCUCUGCAAGACCUGGCGCGCACGUACGGACCGAUAUUAGGAUUAAAACUUGGAAAUCAAAAGGUGGUGGUGAUUUCGACGUACGAUCUAGUGAAGAAGGCUCUCCAGCAAGAUGAGUUUAACGGCCGGCCAGAUGGAUUUUUCUUCAGAGUACGAUCAUUCGGGAAAAAGAGAGGCGUUCUGUUCACCGAAGGCUCCGAAUGGUCACAGGUUCGUAAAUUUACAAUGCGGCAUCUGCGGACAUUCGGUAUAGGUCAGUCGAUUAUGAAACAACAAUUGGCCAUGGAAGCUCGGAUUCUCGUUGAUCAUCUGCAACAGAUGAACGAGCGUGGCGUGGUGUCGAUGCACACGGCUUUCGAUGUCGCGGCGCUCAAUUCCCUGUGGGUCAUGAUCGCUGGGCAUAGAUUCGAUUACGGGGAUCCAAAGCUGCAAGAAGCGCUCAAAUUAGUUCACGAUGCCUUCAAACUGUUGGAUACCAUGGGUGGAGUGAUUUCACAGAUGCCUUUUCUACGUUUCGUGAUCCCGGAACAAUCGGGAUACAACGAUCUAAUGAGGAUUCUCCAAGGUCUAUGGAGCUUUCUGGACGAUGAGAUAAAGAUGCACGAGAAGAAGCUAUCCGGCGAGCCGCGCGAUCUGAUCGACGUGUUUCUUUUGGAGAUCCGUAAAAACAAUAACGAGAACGAAGACACAAUUUUUGAACGUAAGAAUUUAUUGAUACUGUGUCUUGAUCUUUUCCUGGCCGGGUCGAAGACGACCAGUGACACCUUAUCGUCUAUAUUUCUUUACCUAUCAUUGAAUCCCGAAUGGGUGAAGACACUUCAGGCUGAGUUAGACAGAGUCGUUGGUAGGUCACGAGCUCCGACCGAAGACGAUUUACCAUUCUUGCCAAUGACGGAAGCUUUUCUGACCGAGGCACAAAGAUAUCUAAUUUUGGCUCCACUCGGCGUACCUCACAGAGCGGCGAAGGAUAUUUCUUUCAACGGCUAUCGCGUACCCAAGGACGCGAUUGUUCUCUUCGAUCUUCACAGUGUUCAGAACGACAGGACGUAUUGGGACCAACCGAACGAGUUCCGGCCGCAACGAUUUCUAGACGAGCACGGUCAAUUCUGUCGGAAUAACAAAAGUUUAGCCUUCGGUUUAGGCAGGAGACGUUGCAUGGGCGAGCAGCUGGCGCGCUCCUCGGUGUUCCUGAUGUUCACCCAUAUCGUGCAUUACUUCGACAUAGAGCUCUCGGACGAGUACGAUAAGCCGGAUCUGAACGCUUACGAUGGCUUCAGCCUUGCGCCGAAACCGUACUAUCUGAAACUGACGAGGAGGCCCAGUCAUGGGGACGACCGCCACGUGACCCACGCGAACAGCACAUGACGGUACAUUUGGACUUCUGCGAAGGGGCUCGAUUUCGUCGAACUCAUAAAACGUGCGCGUAAAAAGACUUUCACGGCGUAGAACCAAUAAACGCUAUUCGCAAACGCCAAGCCGCGUCGCGCCAUGUACGAGGUCGGUUAACAGAAACCAAUCUUUUUUGUCAAACAUAACAAUAUUCGCUCUACGCGUAAUAUAUAACACAUAAUGCGUAUAACGCAUAACACAGUAUGAAUAAUACGAAGCAGGUCGAUUACCGGAUGACCGUGAAACACAUUUGAUUUAAUUAAAGCGACAGCUCACGUAAUCGCGUCUCCAUUUCCAGCAAAGAUACAGAAAGACUUUGGACGAAAAUACUUCCUCGGGUAAGAGUUAUUAUUGCAUCGUUCUGUUGGACAUUAUUUUCGAAGAUUUAAAAAAAAUUUACUAUGAUUUAUAUUAAAUCCUAAAUAUAUAUAUAUAUAUAUAUAUAUAUAUAUUUUUUUUUUUGUAAUAUUGCUCGUUAAUUUGGCCUUUAUUCUAUAACAUUUUGUUGUUUACAUAAACGAGCUUGUCUAUUUGUUACAUAUAUAUUUUAUUCCCAGUACGUGAUAUUGGGAGCAUUUCAUGACAAAUCUAGCGACGCGCAAGAAUAUGAUUUCGUGCAGUCUGAAAUACUAGACCCGAGUAUGAAAGGUAGAUGACAGCUUGAAUAAACGAACGUAAGUUAAUAGAAAUGUGCCGCGUGCAUUUCUAACAAUUUGCCAGCUCUCACGCGAUCUAAUACGAGAGAGAUGCUUCGUGUGUUUCACUUGAGGGAAGUAUGAAUGUAUAGCUGAUUCUUCUGCUUCUAUCUUCUUCUAACAUAGUCAGUCAGCUUGUUAUCUUUCCUCGGCAUGUAAGAAGGCAGUAGCUUGAAAGAAACGUUCUUGUAAUAAAAUCGUAAUAAAAUGUAUGUAUAACGUGUAUGUCACUUGCAAUAGAGCCGCUGAGUGAAAUUCAUAUGUACAUCUAUAACAUUCUUAUAUAGGUAAUAUUUUAUAUGGGUGGAAAUUUUGAAUAAAAAAAUAAAGAGAAAUUUAUAACGUU
Messenger RNA from Solenopsis invicta (red fire ant), 2649 nucleotides. Its product is annotated as methyl farnesoate epoxidase. Bases 61 to 1584 code for a protein of 507 amino acids. Gene Ontology annotation, biological process: xenobiotic metabolic process. Gene Ontology annotation, molecular function: iron ion binding; heme binding; oxidoreductase activity, acting on paired donors, with incorporation or reduction of molecular oxygen, reduced flavin or flavoprotein as one donor, and incorporation of one atom of oxygen. The record is from RefSeq and is a predicted model, not a curated record. The transcript is spliced from 8 exons. Lineage: Eukaryota; Metazoa; Arthropoda; Insecta; Hymenoptera; Formicidae. Gene Ontology annotation, cellular component: cytoplasm; intracellular membrane-bounded organelle.